AUGUUAAAGGAGUUGAAAAGGGUGUCAGAGCAGGUCGGCUUGAAGAUGAAUCUAAGCAAGACAAAGGUAUUGACUGAGGAGGAUAUUAAAGUCGAAAUGGAUGGUAAUGAGAUCGAGAAAGCUAGCGAAUAUGUGUACCUCGGACAUACAAUAACAAUGGGCAAACAGAACCAAACUGCAGAAAUCACGAGAAGAAUCCGUAUGACCUGGGUCGCAGUGGGAAAACUUAGAAAUGUUCUGAGAAAUCCAGAAAUCCCUAUAAAUUUGAAGAGAAAGGUGUUCAACACCUGUAUACUCCCUGUUCUGACCUACGGCGUAGAAACGAUGAAACUCACAGUCCACUCAGGCAAUCGAAUGAGAACGACACAGAGAGCUAUUGAAAGGGCUAUGUUAGGUUAG
Harmonia axyridis is the source of this 399-nucleotide messenger RNA. RefSeq lists its product as uncharacterized. The coding region runs from base 1 to 399 and encodes 132 amino acids. The transcript has a single exon. The record is from RefSeq and is a predicted model, not a curated record. Lineage: Eukaryota; Metazoa; Arthropoda; Insecta; Coleoptera; Coccinellidae.